This is a messenger RNA of Bipolaris oryzae ATCC 44560, 465 nucleotides long. RefSeq lists its product as uncharacterized. The record is from RefSeq and is a predicted model, not a curated record. NCBI's taxonomy places the organism in Eukaryota, Fungi, Ascomycota, Dothideomycetes, Pleosporales, Pleosporaceae. Bases 1 to 465 code for a protein of 154 amino acids. The transcript has a single exon.
AUGAAUUCAGCUAUAAGGAAAGUGCCUCGUGGAAGGCCCCUCGAAGCUAACAACUUCGACCAUAUCGUGCGAUGCUAUGGUGGUCAAACAAUCGCUAUAGAAAUGGAACCUCACCAUAUGCAAAAGUCAAAGCAGCCUAGAGAUUUAAUUCAAUACAUUGAUUUUCUGAACCGGAGAAACGGAGAACUUAGGUUGGAGCUUACAUUCUACCGAGAAUGUCACCGGCACGCAGAGAAGUUCAAAGAAAAGAUCGAGGGAAUAUCCCAAGAUUUACUUCAAGCAUGCAUUAUUGGUUUGCUUGACGGUAUAGAUUUUGGAGAGAUUAGAGAUCUUUCCAACACGGCUUCAGAUGCAAUAGAUCAAUUUAGUCACGACCAAGAACAAGCAUUCAACGCUUUCAUAGCGCCUUACAAAGCAUCAAAGAGCCCUAAAAAGUCUACUAUAUCAAUGGAGGGGUGGAUUUGA